AUGCUUCUCGGACGUCCUAAAUUCUUAAAACAGCUCGCGGCGGGAUCAUCGUCUAUCAUUAGCACUAGAAGAUGGCUAUCCUAUAACCCUUCCAAUUUUAGCUUCGGUGGUGCUGGAUAUAGCUCUACAGUCGACACCAAUAGCCCGACCCAGGGGCCUCUAGCUGAUGCCGCGAGUGUGAAGCUCACACCAAGAGCUCUGAAGCAGCACCUAGAUCGGUUCGUUGUAGGCCAGUCCAGGUCAAAAAGGAUAUUAUCCACAGCUAUCUACCAUCACUAUAAGCGAGUAACCCAAAUACGUCAGAGGCAGGAAGAGCAAGAUGAUCUAUUGAGGUCAAGCCAGGCAAUGGGUGCCCAUCCGGCUGAAGACGAGUAUCCAGGACAGCAGAGGACAGUACAUAUUCCGCCGAGAGGAGAUUACUUGCCGAUCCAUGAUUACACCCCUCUUACCAUUGAGAAGAGUAAUGGCUCUAGUAGAUGCCUGACCCAAUUCCAUGUGCUCAGUACUCUGUCUCGGCCCAACCGGAGUGGGCAAAACCUUGAUGCUACGUACCCUUGCAAGAGUACUAGAGGUUCCAUUCUCAAUGUGAGUGUCUUCUCAGAAGCUGCCUUUAUGUUUCCGGGGCCUGACAAGUGGAGGUCCGAUUGCACACCAUUUACACAAGCUGGUUAUGUCGGUGAGGAUGCAGAUAUUUGUAUCCAUCGGUUAUUAGUGGCAGCAAAUUGGGACGUGGGACGGGCUGAAACCGGAAUCGUCUGUCUGGACGAGUUUGAUAAAAUCGCUAAGCCAAAAAGCUCCCACGGAGCCAAAGAUAUUUCUGGCGAGGGUGUUCAGCAAGCUCUCCUCAAAAUCAUAGAAGGCACUACCCUUCAGAUAAAUACCAAACCCGAGCGUCGUCCCCCACAGGGCCUACCGCAAAACCCCAUUAAUGGAAGCUCUCCCUUCAACUCAGCAAGCACAGGGAUGGGUGGCGGCGGUGGGAGUAGCUCAGGGAAAGGGGAAACCUUUACAGUGGAUACAUCAAACAUUCUGUUCAUCUUCACGGGUGCCUUUAUAGGCAUGGAUAAACUGAUUAUUGACCGAGUCUCAAAGGGUUCUAUUGGGUUCAAUGCCUCGGUAAGGGGGGCAUCAGCUGAAGAUCUUGCUGAAGAUAAAGAGUUGAUGCAAAAAUUUACCCCUUUCUUUCCAACUCCAGAAGAGGAUGACUGGCUGGAUUUAGGCGGCGAGGUCGUGAAAAAGAAAAAGAAGUUUAACCCGCUACAGAUGACGGAGCCGGGAGAUCUAAUUAGCUUUGGCCUUAUACCAGAAAUUGUCGGACGUAUCCCAGUCAUCGCCGCCGUAGAAUCACUAGAUGAGGAGAUGCUUGUGAGAGUUCUGACAGAACCACGAAAUGCUCUUAUAAAACAAUACGAGCAAUUAUUUCAGCUCAGUGGUGUCGAGUUACGGCUCACUUCGCCAGCACUACGAGAGGUAGCUAAAGCUGCGCUUGCUAUGGGGACUGGUGCCAGAGGUCUGCGGACGGUAAUGGAGCGAUUACUAUCUGAUGCUAUGUUUGAAUCACCUGGCUCGAGUAUCAAGCACGUUCUUGUGACCGAAUCCGUAGCGCAGCGGAAGCAACCACCUCUAUACUUUGCCCGCGGUCAGCAGCAUAAAUUCCAUUCUAUGAUUGCAGCGGAGGAAGAAGAAUGGGCCGUUAAGCAGCAGCAUACCGGAAGACAAUCAAGAAUAACACCUUUUGAGGAUGUUGUUGUUGAGAAGAAGAGAGCUACUGGUGGCCUUUGA
Messenger RNA from Morchella sextelata, 1782 nucleotides. RefSeq lists its product as uncharacterized. The record is from RefSeq and is a predicted model, not a curated record. Lineage: Eukaryota; Fungi; Ascomycota; Pezizomycetes; Pezizales; Morchellaceae. Gene Ontology annotation, biological process: protein catabolic process; proteolysis. Gene Ontology annotation, cellular component: mitochondrial matrix. The transcript is spliced from 6 exons. The coding region runs from base 1 to 1782 and encodes 593 amino acids. Gene Ontology annotation, molecular function: ATP binding; ATP hydrolysis activity.